Molecule: messenger RNA, 543 nt
Organism: Sparassis crispa
Lineage: Eukaryota; Fungi; Basidiomycota; Agaricomycetes; Polyporales; Sparassidaceae
Exons: 6
Coding region: 1-543 (180 amino acids)
Source: RefSeq, a predicted model, not a curated record
AUGGCCAUAGAAAGCCCUCCUACAGACUUGCUCAUGGCAUCCUCGUUUGCUGCAUAUGUGGUGACUACAGCCCCCUCACGGAAUCAAGACGUGUUGGCUUGCUCCGAAGCUUGGGACUAUCUGCGCGACGUUCUCUUGCUCGUCUUAUCUCACCAAUUUUUAGGCGACGAGGAGCCUCUGGCAUUACUUGUGUGUCCGAUGGUUUGCCAAGCUUUGUCCUCCUUGAUUUAUUCCGCAAUUAGCGCAACAUUGCAGUAUAUCCUGUCUUCUCCGUGGACCAUGAACCUUUGCGCAGAGUUGCAACAACUCGCGAAUGCGAGUAGCUCUGAUGACAGCACGUAUACGAGUGUCCUGCGAGACAGAACUUUGCCGUUUGCGGAGGCUUUGUUAUUCCACAUUACUGAUACUCUGCCAUCUGGCAUCUGCAGAACAGAGACCAUGGUCCGCAAUUCAGAUAAACAGAGUCGAACAGGAUCAUGCUUGAUCGCGUGUAGAAUAGAUUCCGUACCUCGCCUUAUCCUCGUAACAAUACCAUCCGUGUAA